CUCCACUGCUAGUCUAUCUUUCCCUGUGUCCGAUCCUUGACGGCGGAGCGUUGAAUCUCAGGUCCAACUAUUUUGUCAAAUGUGACGAGUUUUUCUCUAUUAUUUUCUCCACAAGAAGACAGAGAGAGUAUAUUGUAACUUUAACCAAUGGAAUUGAGGAACUUAAGCCAUGUGUAUUUUAUUGGGGCAAUUAAGAGGGGUAUGGUGGAGAAAAUCAUUAAUGUAGAUUCUCAUGGAAGACGGGCCCUGAGGUUCAAAACAAUAGAGGCUAUAUAUGAAUCUGAAGAUGCCAAAAAUCUAGGUUCCUGCACAACAUUUCAGCAGCAAGAAGGGAGGUUGAUGGGUUCACCAUUUGGUUGUGGUGGGGUCAAGAUUGACAGGCCAGUUCUUCUCAUGGGUGGCAGAAAAAUCAAAAUUAACCCCGGACUUUGUCAUUUAGACAAGGAUGCUUGUGAUGACAUGGAUGACCUUAGCUUUAAUGAAAUGACACUAAAACAACUUAAGGAGAGAUGCAAAACAAAGAAGCGGAAACUUCCAAAAUCUGUUGACCUGAAAAAAGGUCCAUGCAGUCAUCUGAGUGAAGAUUAUGCUAAAUUGCAAUUGAAGGAAGAUGAUUCUGAUCUGGAGGAAAAUCUCAGCAGCUGGAAAUUAAAGCUGUCAAAAAAACUGAAGGCCAAACGGAAGUGCAUCAGGAAAGAAGUGCAUUCACCUUGUAAAUCUGCUGAUUCAGUUUCAGUAUAUGAACAAAUACCUAGUACCCCUCAAAAUUCACCUCAAAGUACUGUGGAUCUAACUGGACCCAUUAAAGCUGAGAUUGAGAUUUCAGGACCUGAGUUUUCAGAGUGCCCUAAUUUGGAUGGUUUUACCUUUGGUGCUACUCUCAAUUCCCACUCUACAGUUGAUAUCAGUGCAAACGUAUCUGAUGAAGUGGCAGGGUUAUGUAAGAGAAGUGAGUUGGCCAUUGGAGAAUCAACUUUUCUUACUACAGAGGGUCCAAGUUGUGUUGUUACAGAAGUUUCAAUUGAACGUUUGGAUCAUGACAAUUCUCUCUCUCUUCCUGCAAGUGCCGCAGUGGGGGAAGUAAUGGAGGACAGUUUUUCAGAGGUGACUGGUAAAGAAACUCUUUCUUUCCCCAUUUCUGAACUUGAUACAAAUGUUAGCAUUAUUCAGUCAACUCCUGACAUAAGCCCUAUGGAGGUGCCAUUGAUCACCAAUGAGCCAGAUUCUGAGACAUGUGGAAGCUGUGAAAGCUAUUCAUUUAUGCAGGGGACAUCAUGUGAAAUAGAUAGCAGCUGUGUGAUUCAUAUGCCUCAUAAGUUGAAUGAUGAUGGCUUUAGCUGCACAAAACCUAACUAUGAUGGUGGAUAUAUUUCAAAUGUGGAAAUGGGAGAUAGCAGCAUGGAGGAUACCGUUCCUGACCCUGAAACCAUAAGAAACUCUGACAUUCUUUACAUGUCAUUUCAGAAGUCGUAUCAGGGCUUGAAUUCUCCUAGUGAUUUUAGUUCUAUUAGUUGUAGUUCACCUACAAUUGAGGAUAAGCAGAAGAACUCAUCUUUGUCAGUAAAGGGACUGAUGUCUACUAGCAUGGAAACGGAAAGUGAUGGUGGCAUCAAGGAGGAUAACCUUCCUGAUCCUGAAACCAGUGUUAUGAACAGCACUGACAUCCUCUACAUCUCGUCUCAGAGUUGCCAUACAUGCUUGAAUCCUCGUAGCAGUUCAGAGGAUUUUAAUUCUGCAACUGACGAGAAACACUCAUUUCCCACAGAAGAGGAAUCAAUGUCUAAUAUUGCUGGGGUUAGAGACUGCUCUGUGAGUUCUGAUCAAUCUGAAAUUACUGCAAGUUGUACGGCCAUGGAAGUGAUUGAGAAUUUCUGUGAUUUGAAGCUGGAGUGCCCUCCAAAAAGGCUCCUUUCAAACAGAAAGGCCAUUUCUCCGACUUCCCAGGAAAAGCUUCGUCAAGCUGUGGAUGCUGGCUGCUUAAAUGAAAACAUAGGUCUUUCCAAGUGUAGGGAGAAACUUUGCUUUGGGAAACAGUCUAAGAUUAGGGCUUCUUUGACAGCAUCUGAUCUUAAGGAAGUUGAAGUCAAUGUAAUCCCUCAGAGGAUCAUCUUGAAACUGAAGAAUGAAAAGAGUAGACCUAACUUGUUGCUUCCUAAAGGAAUUCUCAAGUCUCCAAAUGUUUCUUGUGCAAUGCCACACGCUGCAGCUGAAAGCACCUCUGCCAACCCUUUUGCAGAGAGUGCUAUGGCAUUCUCUCAGCGCCAGAUGCGUGACAUCGAGUGUCUUGCAACGAAGCUUGUGAAGGAGUUGAAGUGCAUGAAGGAUAUCGUAGAAGAAAAUCUGCACUCUGAAGUCUAUCCAUCUAAAUCUUUGAAAUAUACUGUGGAUGAGAUGAGAGUGGCUGUUGACAAGGCUGGAGAAGUUGAAGAGACCACAAGAAAGUGGCUUUCCAUGAUGGCAAGAGACUGCAGCCGUUUCUGUAGAAUUAUGAGAUCGACUGGAAACAAGGGUGCUGCUGCUCCAACAUCUAGUUGUGGAGUUUACAAGGACAGGAAGAAGAUAGUCUUUGCAGAUGAAGCUGGUCGGCCUCUCUGUCACGUCAAGGUUUUUGAAGAUCAAGUGGCUUCUCUUUGUGGCUCUGACUGAAAAUGAGAAAUGCCUAGCCAACU
Messenger RNA from Telopea speciosissima, 2669 nucleotides. RefSeq lists its product as uncharacterized. Bases 148 to 2646 code for a protein of 832 amino acids. NCBI's taxonomy places the organism in Eukaryota, Viridiplantae, Streptophyta, Magnoliopsida, Proteales, Proteaceae. The transcript is spliced from 7 exons. The record is from RefSeq and is a predicted model, not a curated record.